AUGGGAAUGCAGAUCUUCUUGCAAACAAUGGCGGGCAAGAUGAUUUCGUUGUCGGUGGAGCCGUCGGAGACAAUCAAAUCAGCGAAGGCGCGAGUCCAAGAGGCUGAGGGGCUGAUCACGUCACAACAGCAAUGGGUCUGGUGUGGAGAGAAGCUGUCGGAUCGACUCAGCUUUGAAGAUUACGAGAUGCAGGCAGAUUCCACUAUUGAUUUGAUAUUGUCGAAGCAGAAGGUUCAGAUCUCCGUCCGCACCUUCGAUGCCAACUUUCUACGCCUCGAGACAGAGUCCUGUUCUUCAGUCGAGGAUUUCAAAGCCCAGAUCGAAGAAGCUUCGCCAGGCUGCUUCAAGGACGUCCUGGUUAUUGGGGACGGGCACAGAAGCCCCCCCAACAUCGCAACUCAGUGA
Messenger RNA from Symbiodinium necroappetens, 405 nucleotides. The record is from the annotation of a GenBank genome assembly. NCBI's taxonomy places the organism in Eukaryota, Dinophyceae, Suessiales, Symbiodiniaceae.